Dunckerocampus dactyliophorus (ringed pipefish) is the source of this 3235-nucleotide messenger RNA. RefSeq names its product mitochondrial ribosomal protein L54 (gene mrpl54). NCBI's taxonomy places the organism in Eukaryota, Metazoa, Chordata, Actinopteri, Syngnathiformes, Syngnathidae. Gene Ontology annotation, cellular component: mitochondrial large ribosomal subunit. The record is from RefSeq and is a predicted model, not a curated record. The transcript has 3 exons. Bases 253 to 669 code for a protein of 138 amino acids. Gene Ontology annotation, molecular function: structural constituent of ribosome.
UUUGACUGAUAUUCGACUCGUGCUUCAUCAUGAAUUAUUUUAUAUAUUUCAGGGAGACGUUUAAGUAAUAUUGAAGAGGAUUAAGGGAUAAAAUAUUUACCAUGUCACAAAUAGCUAGUUGUGUGUAUUCCCGACCAGAAGGGGCAGUAAAGAUUUAAUAUAGGCAGUGGCAAGACAAACCGGAACCUGGAAGUAGAACUCUGAAUGUCAAAUGUAGCAAGUGGGCAUCGCCUUUAGUAGCCCAACGUAAAAAUGUCUCGCCACUCUUUGUUUGGGGUUUCUUUGUUAACAAAACACAUUGCAAACAAUGUGCUACUAACGCUACGUACGAUUAACAUCUUCAACAGAUUGCAAGCGUGCGGAUAUGCGAAAAAAGCAGCGGCCAAGGGCAAAGGAAAAGGCUUCGUAAAAGAGGAGCUGAAAGGUCCAGAAGUGUGCAAAGAUCCAGUCAGACUGACGACUUAUGCGGUGGGGGCAAACAUCUACAAACAAGGGGAAGACCCCAAACUGAAGCCUCCUGAAGAAUAUCCAGACUGGCUCUUCCAUCUGAACCUGGGUCCGGCCCGGCCGCUUUACGAGCUGGAGGAAGAGAGCUGGGAAUACUGGAAGCGUCUCCGAAAGGAAAACAUUUGGCGUCACAACAGGCUAAGCAAAGGGAAGAAGUUUUAGAGUGCCAUCGCUGGGCCGGACUGGGCGGUCCCGACCAACCACUGUCCCGGUUCUGGGUGGUCUUGCUGAAUAAACUGUCAAAUGGUUGCUCACGGUGAUUGGUUGAAAAUGAUGGCUGGUUAUUCAGCUGGUUAUUUCAUAUGCAUUACACAUCUUCAUAUUUUGCUUUCUUUUGCCUGUCCCUGAUUAAAACAUCCUUCCGUAACUUUCACUCAUUGUUUUACAUGCGAUACAGUCGUCCCUCCCGAUACCACACUUCCAGUAUCACACCCUCACUAUAUGGUGCCUUUUCGACAAGUUAAAAGAAGCCAGGCAGUAGGUCAGAGCGAUGAGUUCCGUGGCAUGUGCCGACGGACUGGCUUGAUGAGUCAGAAAGAACAACAGUGUGGUCAUCGACAACAGCGAGCCCCACACGGGCGGAGCCCAGGUGGGGCUCUCGGGAAGCAGAGCUGCAGACAUAGAACACAAGGUCUGGGUUUUCAGGAUGGGGGUGCAAACCUCCUGCAGGGCGGCGACAGAGUGUUGCUCGCCAUCUUCCCGCAGCGGUAGGAGCGGCCAGGUUCAAAGUGUUGUAACGCUUGACUGUGAGGUCAGGGAGCCCAGAAAGGCUGGUGUGAUAUUUCAGCCACCAGAUGUACAAGUCAUGUAAAUAUACAUGUUUAAAUAUGAUCUUAAAUUGGGCAUAAACUGUAAGGUGGUCAUCCUGAACUCACUAGUGAGGAUGUGAGACGGGGGUGAGGUAGGUGGGAGUGAUGUGGAUGUCCAUAUCGGACGUAUGAGUUUUCGGCUUUAUGAGCAUGUGUGAUGUGACUAGUGAAAUGCUGGUGAAGAAGACAGCGGGCAAACAGGAGGAUACGUGAGAAAAGGAGAAGGGCGAAAGAGAGAACGAGGGAUUGUGCACAGUGGGAAAGGUAACAUGCAAAAGAGACAAAUGGGGGGUAGUUUAGGAGGGGGGGGGGAUGCUGAUCUGAUGGUGUCUUGGGACAGAGAGCAGCUUUCAUCAAGGUACGGUAUGUACGUGUGUGUGUGGUGUGACAGGCGUGGACGCACACUGAACAAGAUGUGUCCGUCACUCGUAACACGCCGAGACUACCAGGAAAUUACAUCAUGAACUGUGUUGCCAAAAUAAGAGCACAGGAAACUACACAAAUCUACAAAAGGUUUUCCGACAUCGGGGCCUGGGGGAACUUUGGUUGACCUAUAAAAUAAACUGUAAUAACUCAGAAACAAAACAGCACAAACGUAGCUUGUGAGACUAUUUGAGUGGGAUGGGGGGCCAACUUCACUCAGGUCAAUAACCACAGGCAUACAAUCGGCAGACAUGUUGAUAUGAAAUGUUAGCUGACCGAUAUAGAUGAUCAGUACGGCCACAGCGUGGCUUCCUGGUUGUGGUAUUGUUCAUCCACCAUGAUGACAGCUCGGCACCCCUCGUCAAUGAACUUCUUCCCAACUGCGUCUGUCUAGGAUUUCUCCAGGAAAUUCCGUUUACGCUGAAGUCCGUCCCCUUCAGUUUCCGGCCUCGGCUCUUCACCCGUUCUUUCUGCUUAAAAUGUUUGGAGUUUGCCACGAUGGGUCUCAGCCUUCGCUCUCUGGCUUUUUGGCUCCCAGCUCCCACCUCCUACAAAGUUGUCCCGCAUGCUCCAGGCCCGGGGGUCCAGGAUAGUCUCCUUCAUGGUUUUAUUUUCUUGAGUUGUGAAACUCCACCGGUGAGGGACUUCACCAACUCGUGGAGGUCUGCGUUCUCCAUGACCGAGGAGACCAUCUGGUUUUGGCUGAAGUCCAGAGAUUCACAGAUGGCCUGGAGUUCUUUGUGCAGAACCUCGACGCAUAAGGAUUGUGGAUCAUUGGCAAAAUUCCCCCAAAAAGUGCAGCUUUCCUUUAAGUAAGGGAUUGAAAACAGGGUGCUGGGGGUAUUGGCAUCCGUGCGGUCAAAAAGAGGAUUUCAGAGUCAGCUGCACGGGUUCACUGUUUUUGGUCAGGCCCAUGUCAUAUCUGCAGGCAGCCUACAAAUGAGAUCUUGGAGAGAAGAGGCCCCACCAAGUGUGAGAUGUGGGCAUGGAUGGCAUCAGGCCUUUUGGAACGCCCACCGUGUGCCAGCAAGACUGAUGGACAGCUAAGAAGUUUAAAACAGUUGCCAUGGCUUGAAUAAAAGAGUCCAGAAUCAUUCGUCGGUUGCCAAUCAGUCAACCUCUUACUGUCAUAAACAAAACAACCCAAAUCCUUCCAGUGCAAGUCAUGUGAUUUGACUUCUUUCCCACUGAUAAUAAAACAUUCCAAAAUGUUUGCCUGCGUAUGAGUCAGUGUCCGGUCUAGCAAAAGUCAUCACCAACUGAUGAGUGAGGGUCGGCCCGGCAUCGGUCGGAAGAGAUGGCAGACGAACCGGGUGUCCGCUGGUCCCGCCCGCUGCGUGGAGGUCCAGAAUCACGGCCUCACCCAUGUCUUCUGCGGUGCCGGCUGCACGGAGGAGGACAGUCGUUUCCCCGAUGUCUGGUUUAGCUACAGUUAAAACAGGUUUCCAAACAGUCCUCCAAUCCAGAAUGUGGUGGGAGGUCGUUGUUGCGGUGAU